UAUAUGCGUAUUAAUAUUAAUUCCAUUGAACAAAUAUAUACGAUUAAUUGAAGAUAUGUUAGAGUGCAUACACGAUAAAAAUAAGUUGUAUUAAAAAUUGAAUGUGUUUAACGGCACUUAAAAUUUGCAAAGAUUUUGUAUAAAUAAAGAGUGACGCAUAUUUAUAAAAGGGAGAAAGGGGCACUGAAUGGACCAUAAAUGGUGACGGCCCUGAAGCCGGUGGCGGAGUGAUUCGUGGUACUCUGUGGGGGCCCUCAGCUGUUUCCCGCCAAAGAUCGCCAUUACAAAACGCGUUCGGGCGUUGUGUGUGCGCCGCGCGGAGUGGCUGUUCCGUGGACGAAUCUCGGUGCGUGCCACCGUGGUUUAAAAAAUUAAUUAACGAGUUCCGGAGAAUCCGCGUCAUAGGCGUGAGGUGUGCGCGUCGUUUUUGUGGAGUGUGCGAGAAAAGCCCGUCGUCUUUUCGCUGCCGCGACGACGGUUGCUGGGACGUGGAAUCGCGCGGCGGGAUUCUCAGUGCUGCGGACUAACGAGAUAUGUCAGUGUUUGGUAGUGAGGAUCGAAUUCUACUUGAAGAAAUUGUUGAAACCACCGAGGAACAAGAAACUAAUUUGUGCGGAAGCAUCGGAACAGUGGAGGAGGGCUCGGUGGCCACGAGCGUGACGAUCGCCGAGGUCGUUGAUUCGCAAGAGCAACAGCAACAGCAAUCGAAGAGCAACGGCGCAGUAUCUCGCCGUGUUGCUGGUCAAAACGUUGCGUUGAGCAACGGAAAUAGUACCAGCAACGUCGGCCGUGUGACACCGCGAAGCCACAUGGAGCAGGAGAAGCGUAUGCGGCGAGAAAUCGCCAACAGCAAUGAACGACGUCGGAUGCAGAGUAUUAACGCCGGUUUCCAAUCGCUGAGGACGUUGCUGCCGCACCACGAGGGCGAGAAACUUUCUAAGGCUGCGAUACUUCAGCAGACUGCCGAAUAUAUAUACCAGCUGGAACAAGAGAAGACCCAACUGUUGUCACAGAAUUGUCAAUUGAAACGGUUGGUGAAUCAGCACGAGGGUGGCGAUGUUCCGAUCAAGAAACGCAAACCAGAUAAUCAAGGAGGCGUCGUUGUUAGCCUACCGAUGCACGUUAGCGAGAGCGGUGACGAAGGAUUGGGCAGCAUGUCCCCUGAACCAUUGUCGGUAAUAACGGUAACCACGGAGGGACAUUCCGUGGUCAACAACGAGGUGGUAGAGCUGAGGCGACAGUUGGAGAGGGAACGUCACGCGAGGUUGCGUCUAGAGAAGCAAAUGAGAGUUAUACAGAAUCAACUGUAUCCGGAGAGAUUUAGAGAUAAUCAGCUAAUCACUUACCAACCUCACGAGGUGAUCGAACACACGGACAACGUGAUCGCUCAAGAGACGGAGGACGCGGUCGCCGCGCUUCAGGUGGUUUCCGUGGUGUCUUUGGCACAGGUUGGCACGACGCAGACCGUGGAAACGUCUAGUCCGGAUCCAAGUUCACCGCCCCUGUCCCCACAGCCCGCGGACAUGGUACCAGAGGAGAUGAAAGAGGAGGAGGCGGGCCCGGGCUCGCCAAAGAUCGUGACGUUCGGCCAGAACCAGGUGUUCUCCGCGAUCGACGAGCAGACUACCGGCGACUCGUUCUCCUCCUCGAGUCGCGUCACGUACACCACGAGUACGGGGGAGUUCAAGAACGCGUCACCCCAGUACAUCACCACCAGCCCCACCAGACCGUUCUCGCCUGCCGCGGAACCGCAGCGGCUACCCAGCAUCCUCGAGGCCGCGAUGAAAGCGGAGCCGAAGGUUGAGGUCGAGAGGUUGCCGUCUCCAUCGAACUCGUUGGACGACGGUUCCCCUCAGGCCAGACUCUAUCUGGCCAACACCUCGAGACAGAAUCUGGAAACGAUCGUCGAGGCGAUACGCCACCUCGAAGGAGAUCAUCUGUUCAGCGACGAGCCGGCCCAGGACGUGCCGCUCGCGUUGACCAAUAAACAAACGGCCAUCACGUCGGGCAAAACGUCGACGACGCCCGGCGCGUCGCCGGCCGCCUCAGCGAAGCAACGGCUCCUCCAGGCCGAGUUCCUCCAGUUCCACAGGCAACAACAGCAGACCCAACAGCGGCCUGGCGUGAUCGUGGUCAAGCACUCGUGAUCGAAAGGCGCGUCGCGAUCGGCAAACUGAACGCGCGCGUCCGCCGCGGCAAACUCGCCUCCGCUCGAGAAUUAAAACGAACAAUCGAAAAAAAGAAAAAAAAAAAAAAUCCCGCGACGCGACAUUCGAGACAUCAAGAGGAAUUUGCUUUCGAGAAAAAGUGUGUGUUGUACGCGUGAGAGGGAGAGAAAGAGUGAGAGAAAGAGAGCGUGCGUCGA
Molecule: messenger RNA, 2365 nt
Organism: Apis mellifera (honey bee)
Lineage: Eukaryota; Metazoa; Arthropoda; Insecta; Hymenoptera; Apidae
Gene: crp
Product: helix-loop-helix protein 11
Exons: 6
Coding region: 534-2147 (537 amino acids)
Biological process (GO): regulation of transcription by RNA polymerase II
Cellular component (GO): nucleus
Molecular function (GO): DNA-binding transcription factor activity, RNA polymerase II-specific; RNA polymerase II cis-regulatory region sequence-specific DNA binding; protein dimerization activity
Source: RefSeq, a predicted model, not a curated record